Molecule: messenger RNA, 2889 nt
Organism: Homalodisca vitripennis (glassy-winged sharpshooter)
Lineage: Eukaryota; Metazoa; Arthropoda; Insecta; Hemiptera; Cicadellidae
Product: piggyBac transposable element-derived protein 3-like
Exons: 3
Coding region: 552-2420 (622 amino acids)
Source: RefSeq, a predicted model, not a curated record
CUCCUGAGACCCAGGGAUUUUUGUUGUUUUUUCUAAUUAACUCCUAAGUGACUAAUACUAGGCCAUUAACUACAACUCAGUUGAGUCCUGAGCGUAAACUGAUGUAUACUUAAACAAAUUCCUGAGUGCCUAGUAUUAGUCACUUAACUUCAAAAUUCUCUCCAUGGCUUGCUGGUUAUCAGACUGCCCCAUAGGGGGUAGCACUGUACAGGUUAGAAUGUUCCUUGUUGAUGUAGUUCCUCAACUCACCGCUAGGGUGCGUCAGUGUGACACAGCAUUGAAACAAACAAGAUGGCAACACCACCCAGAAAGUCAUCCUCUACAAAUCAACGGUGUAAGUAGAUAAAACCAUUGUUUUACUUUAUAAGUUAUAUUUAUAUGUCAUAAACACAUCACAAGGUUAUUAUGUAGUGUAUUAAAUGCAACAAUAAUCAGUUUCUUUAUAGGACAAAUUGUUGUGCAAUCUAAGUGACUAAUAUUAGGCACACAGGGCUAAAGACCAAAAGGCAGUAUUUUACUAAUACCUAAUACUAGUAACUUCGGUCUUUAUUAUGUUGAAUUUCAGUAUAAACUUUUUUACAGUGACACCAAGAAAAAUCAAUGCUUGUCUGUUUGGGACUGAUGAUUCUGAGAUCGAGGAUUUCAAUGAUGAAGAAAAUGAAGAUAAUGUCCUCAGUGCCAGCACAAGAGAGCAAUCUUUAUUUCAAGCGAAUUGGAGUGACAAUACUGACAGCGACCUUGACUAUCAUCCCUCAACUAGUGACAGCGAUAACGAACCCACAACAUCAACAGCAGUAAAGAAAAAUCAACUAGCCAAAAGGAAGAAAAAUACUAAACUGCAACCACCAAUCAAGAGAACAAAGAACAUACCUACUGCCGAACCAUGGAGAAAAGGCAUUUUUUCUCCUGAUCCUGUGACUCUUCACGAACCUUCGUAUAUACCACUGGACUGUACGAAUUGGAGUAAUGAGAAGUUUGUUGAACUAUAUUAUGAUGAUGAUAUUCUUUUACAAUUUGUGGAGAAAAGCAACCAGACUUAUGUACUUAAGACAGGUAAUAGUUUGAACUUAUCUUUGAGAGAAUUCAAAGUUUGGUUGGGAGUAAAUUUUGUAAUGUCAUCCCUACAGUUGCCCCAAAUACGUAUGUAUUGGGACAAGGAAUGGAGAGUUGCUGUAGUUGCUGAUCAUAUGUCUAGGGACAGGUUUUUUCAAAUAAGAAAUUCACUAAAAAUUGUCUUUGAUGAUGACAUUAAUGAAGAGCAAAGGAAAGCCGAUAGGCUAUGGAAAAUAAGACCACUGAUUGACCGUGUUUUGUUAGGAUGCUUAAAACAAACCAGAAAUCAACACAUCUGUAUAGAUGAGAUGAUGAUACCCUUCAGUGGCACAAGUGACUUAAAACAGUACAUUCCCAACAAGCCCAACCCCUUAGGAAUUAAGGUAUUUGUUUUGGCUAAUCCUACUGGGAUUAUAUGUGACUUUGUGGUUUACCAGAAUCAGACCACCUUUACUCAAGAUAUUGCUGGAAGCUUUUGGCAAUGUGAGUCUGCCGUUCUUUAUCUAACUCGGUCUUUAGUUCCUGGUCAUGUCAUUUACAUCGACAGAUAUUUUAAUACUGUACGAUUAGCUGAAGAACUUCUUAGUCGUGGAAUUAGAUGCUCAGGGACUUUAAGGAAGGAUAGGCUUCCCCAGGAUAAUGAUCUUCCUGACGACAAGAUUUUUAAGAAAAGCCAAAGUAGGGGUUCAGCCACUGUCAGUGUUCGCGCCGAUGGUGCGAUAGCAUUAACAAAGUGGCUGGAUAACAAAUCCGUAACUAUGAUCUCAACUAAUGAGUCCGUUGAGCCCAUGUGUGAGGUUAAAAGGUGGUCAAAGGCUGAGAAGAGGUAUAUUCAAGUGUCCCAACCAAGUGUGGUGCAGUCAUACAACAAAAAUAUGGGAGGGGUGGAUUUGAUAGACAGAAUACUAUCUUAUUGCCCUUCGAGAUCUAGAACUAAAAAAUGGACAGUUAGAUGUUUAUUGCACUUUUUUGAUGUAGCCCUAGGAAAUGCAUGGCUUCAGAUGAGGGAGAUUAAGAAAUCGUCAGGAGUAUCUCCCAAGGACAUUGUUCAAUUCAGGCAUUUCAAGUUGGAAUUAGGUAAAUCCAUGAUUGAGAAGAAUAGUGUUCGUCUGGAUGUUGAUGAAAAUGGGGAUGAAGAUCAAGGACACCAAGAAGAAGGAUUUUUGGAUCGUAGGAAGAGUGCGGGCCCAUGUUUAGAGAAAAGACUGCAAGGCGCCACCCACUUACCGGAGGUGACAAAGAAAAUCCAAAAGAGGUGUGCUCUUCCAAAGUGUUUAAAAAAAUCUACUGUUUUUUGUACACAGUGUAAAGUUUAUCUUUGCCUUGUAGAUGGAAGGAACUGUUUUGCUAAAUACCACACAAAGUAAUUUGAGGGUCAUGAUUUAAAAAUCCUAAUUAACUUAGUAUUUUUAAUUAACUCAAAAAUCAACAGAAACCAUGGAAGUCUGAUUACGAUAGAUCAGUGCAGUAUUUUUAAUUCUUUUGUACUCAUGUUAAUUGACACUCAAUAAAAUAUAUGGUUUAACUGGAUGUACUAUGUUUUUAUACCAUUUCUACCCAUUUCAGUCCGAAGUGCCUAUUAUUAGGACAAUCAAAAAGGGUAGAAUAAGGCACAACAGAAUUUUUUAAAUAUUUUUUUUGGCUCUUUUCAUUUGUUUAUAGACAAGUUAUUAUCAUGUCAUAUGAUAUUUUAAAGAAAAAAAUUCUCGGGACUCAAGGCCAAUUUUUUAGAGUGCCUAAUAAAAGGCACUUCGGUCAUAGUUGCUAAAUCUUAUUGAAAUCCUCAGGUCUCAAGUACUAUCAAGACAAGUGCCUAGUAUUAGCCACUCUGGACUC